GUGAAAAUAACCAAGACGAUAACGAGGUUCGGAUUUCCCUUGGAAAGAAAAGUAAUGGCCCAAGACUCGAAAGAGACAUUGAAAAUUCUGUGUAUACAUGGAUAUCGCCAGAAUGGUCAAGCAUUUAGAGAGAGGACUGGGGCCUUUAGAAAAAUUACUAAAAAGUAUGCUGAAUUAGUAUUUAUUGAUGCUCCAAACUCAGUUCCUCCUUUAGAGGAUGCAGCAGAUGGAGAUACAGUGGACCAGAGGGGUUGGUGGUUCUCCAGGGAGGAUGACUACUUCCGUGCCCAGGAUGACACUGACUGUUGUAAAGGGUUUGACCAUUCACUACAGACAAUACAGCAGGCUUUCCAGGAGCAGGGUCCAUUUGAUGGUGUGCUGGGGUUCAGCCAGGGGGCAGCAAUGGUGGCUUUGAUGUGUGGACUGAGAGAAAAAGACGAAGAAGCUUGUCCAUUCAAGUUUGACUUUGUGAUGUUGGUGGCUGGAUUCAAAAGUCAUUCAAAGCCACAUGAGGAACUGUACAAAAUACCAAUAACCUGUCCCUCCCUUCAUGUGUUUGGGGAUACAGACAAGGUCAUUCCUAAAG
This is a messenger RNA of Lingula anatina, 586 nucleotides long. Its product is annotated as esterase OVCA2-like. Gene Ontology annotation, cellular component: cytoplasm; nucleus. The record is from RefSeq and is a predicted model, not a curated record. Lineage: Eukaryota; Metazoa; Brachiopoda; Lingulata; Lingulida; Lingulidae. Gene Ontology annotation, molecular function: hydrolase activity. Gene Ontology annotation, biological process: response to retinoic acid.